GAAUUUUCCACCUUUUUUAUUCUUCUGCUCAAGUUCGCUGAAAACCCCCACCACCUGAGGUGCUACAUCCCUUUUUCACUACUCCUCAGUGCUUCUCAUCUUAUCUCCCUCUUCUUUCUUUUCGAGUUUACCGCGGCCACUGAGCAGGGUGAGCAGCAGACACGAUGCGAAGGACCAACACAGUUGCUGUCGAGGACCCGCCAAGGCGCGGCACGCGUGGAGCUGUCCCGGCCUCGGCGACGCGCGAGUACGGCGUGGCUCCACGUCCCAGCAAGCGCAUGCUUAACCGAGAGAUCGGCGUGCUGCUGCUUGUCCUUGCUGCGCAGACGAUCAUGGGCGUUGUGAACAUGGACAAUGCGCUGAGCACGGAGCUGAUGGCGGAGUCGGAGAGCUUCCACGGCCGUCCGUCGCUGAACAACAAGCACUACUCCCACUCCUCGUGCUACUACUCGUCUGCGUCUUCUGCGGACAAGGAGAUGCCAUACCUGGAUGUGUCGGAAGGCAUGUCGUCGUCAGGGACCAGCUCCGACGCGAGCGAGAGCUGCGACGACGACCGCGACGAGGAGGACGUUGCGGCCGCGCUGUUGGCGUCGCGGCUGACGAUCCCGCGCCGCGCGAACCAGCGCUUUGCGCACGACGAGGACGUGUGGGAGAACAUCUUCAGCUCUCUGCCGUGGGAUGCGGCGACGCAGGCCCGCGAGCUGAGCAAGUUCCACUUCGGCGAGUCACUGGCGCACGUGACGAUUGCGCGGAUGCCGCAGAGCAAGACUGUUGCCCUGUUCAUCCCGUGCCCGGAGGACCUGGACGGUGACGACAUGGCCGUGGAGGCGGAGCUCGCGCCGCGGCUUGCGAGCGCUGACGGUGCGUCGGGGAGCAGCGGCCAGCGCCUGUUCCUGGGCCAGCUGCGCCGCACGGGCACGGUGCCGAUGGUGCGGUGGCUUGUGAACACCGUGUUCAACGCGCCGCCCGGUGCGCUUGUGUCCGUGGAGAACCGCCGCAACACGCGCACGCAACGCGGGAAGGGGUGUGCGUGGGCGACGAUCAGCGACGCGGCGACGGUGGAGCGGAUGCUCGGUGCGCACCACCGGCUGUUCUUCGACACUGUGGACGGCGUGGAAGGCGUGUGGCUUGUGCCGGAGGGCUACGAGGACGCGCUGCAGACGGAGGUGUCGCUGCGGAGCGAGGGCAGCGCGCACCCGAAGCACAUGCCGCGCGGCACGAUCGUGGUGGAAGAUGCCCUCGAUGGCGGCGCCACCCGUACCUGCUGCGAUGCAUGCCCCCGUGAAGGCGUUCUUUCACGGUGCUCGCCGUGGUCACGCAAGGAGCUAUGCCGGAAAUGUGCCACACUUCGGCCCCGCUCCGCCAUACGGGUGCGAGAUGACGAACUGGAACGCGGGCGUGCAUUAUCCCUUCCACCCGAUGUGCGAAGAGAUGCCGCCGCCGCCGCCGAUGCCACGGAGAGACGCGACGGUUGGAGACCGCUGUGCGAGUUUCACGCCAUACCGCGUGCCCGGUGCUGA
Molecule: messenger RNA, 1520 nt
Organism: Leptomonas pyrrhocoris
Lineage: Eukaryota; Euglenozoa; Kinetoplastea; Trypanosomatida; Trypanosomatidae
Exons: 1
Coding region: 165-1520 (451 amino acids)
Source: RefSeq, a predicted model, not a curated record